CCCCACUAGGUGACCUCACCGAUUAGCCGAGCGCUCCUAUGGCGGUCCCAGGUGGUCGCAAAGGCCGAGGUCGUCGAUUCGAGCGCCAGCGCAACUGCGCAAGUGCCAGUGUCGCGUCGGCGGCAGCUCGUCAUGGUCAUGGGGGAGAGCCCGUCAACGAAAGCGCUUAAAGUUUGGACCCUUCGUCUCGUCCAGCGCAUUUCAAGAGAUUUGACUUCUUCCUACUGUCGGCGACUUCCAUAUUGCUGAUUAACUCGCGUACUCAGUGUUCCGAUUGCCUCGUCAGAUUGCUUCCCGUCAUCGUUAGAAUCCAAGGUCCCCUUGCUCGCCCCGCUACCGCUCUCUACCUCGGAUCUCGAUCAGUGCUGAACGCCGACGCCGACGCUGCUACCGACGAGGAAUUGGCGACCCCUCCCCCUUGGUUACAACCUGUCCAGUUGUUGGAUUGGCAAGAAAUCCGGCCAGUUCUAUUCAGCAUCGAGUUGAGGAUUCUUACGAUGGCUGCGCAGUCCAAAUCAGCACCCAUCUCGCCAUGGGGAAAGGCCGUUGCUGGCGCAUCCGGCGCUGUACUUGCUAACGCCUUGGUGUACCCUCUUGACAUCGUCAAGACGCGUCUCCAGGUUCAAGUCAAACCCCCGUCCACCGCACCAACGACUGAACCGGCCGACCUCGUUGAGUCUCACUACUCGUCUACUUGGGAUGCCUUGAGCAAGAUCGUUGCCGAUGACGGCCUCAAAGGUCUGUAUGCCGGCAUGAGCGGCUCUCUCCUCGGCGUUGCUUCAACCAACUUUGCCUACUUUUACUGGUACUCUGUCGUUCGUGCCCUUUACCUGCGCUCGGCCAAGACCUCUACGCCACCUUCGACAGUGGUUGAGUUGAGUCUUGGUGCCGUUGCAGGUGCUAUCGCCCAGCUCUGCACGAUUCCUGUCGCUGUCAUUACGACCAGACAACAAACCCAGCGAAAGACGGAGAGGAAAGGGUUUGUCGAUACUGCCCGAGAAGUGAUAGACGGAGAGGACGGUCCUUUUGGCCUGUGGAGGGGCUUGAAGGCGAGCUUGGUACUGGUCGUCAAUCCCGCCAUCACCUAUGGCGCGUACGAGAGACUCAAAGAAAACUUGUUCCCUGGAAAGAACAGUCUCAAGCCGUGGGAGGCUUUCCUCCUCGGCGCUGCCUCCAAAUCGUUGGCAACCAUUGUCACUCAGCCCCUCAUCGUAGCUAAGGUAGGCCUGCAGUCCCGGCCUCCGCCAGAGAGAAAAGGCAAGCCAUUCAGCAGCUUCGUUGAGGUCAUGAACUUCAUCAUGGAGCGCGAGGGGGUCUUGGGUCUCUUCAAGGGUAUUGGACCCCAGAUUCUCAAGGGCCUUCUCGUUCAAGGCAUUCUCAUGAUGACUAAAGAGCGCAUGGAGCUGUUAUUUGUUCUUUUUCUCCGCUAUCUCAGGACCCUUCGUACGAAGCAGUUGCAAGGCAUUGUCCAGAGCACCGCGGCGGUUCGCAGCAUAUCCUCGGCCAAGCCUCUUUGAGGGGCGAGGAGGACCUCAAGCCGCAUUUGACAGGUGAAGAGUAUUGCAUAGCCAGGGCACCGAGAGGCAGGGCAAUGUGAUUUAUGGCAUCAUACACGGCAAAGCUGAACAAUAUCCGACGGACCUGGAUAGAAUCGGUCGCAUGCGGGUUAGGUCAGAUUGAUGAUGAGCGAAGCAAGCUUAGAGGCUAAGGGGAAAGGAGUCAAGUCACUGCAAUACAGACGAGGAGAUAGGUGUCUAACCGCUACGCUAUCCGGAAGCAAAAUGCAUUGCCUAUGUUCCGAGCUUUUGUAUUUGAUAAACUACCUAUUGCUUCCUUUCUGCUAGCAAAGUUCUAUGUGAACAUGACCAAUUCGCCAUGCAGGU
Colletotrichum navitas is the source of this 1883-nucleotide messenger RNA. Its product is annotated as mitochondrial carrier domain-containing protein. Gene Ontology annotation, biological process: transmembrane transport. Gene Ontology annotation, molecular function: ADP transmembrane transporter activity. The record is from RefSeq and is a predicted model, not a curated record. The coding region runs from base 498 to 1517 and encodes 339 amino acids. The transcript has 4 exons. Lineage: Eukaryota; Fungi; Ascomycota; Sordariomycetes; Glomerellales; Glomerellaceae. Gene Ontology annotation, cellular component: membrane.